Molecule: messenger RNA, 7910 nt
Organism: Solea solea (common sole)
Lineage: Eukaryota; Metazoa; Chordata; Actinopteri; Pleuronectiformes; Soleidae
Gene: dip2bb
Product: disco-interacting protein 2 homolog Bb
Exons: 39
Coding region: 215-5146 (1643 amino acids)
Source: RefSeq, a predicted model, not a curated record
ACUGACAGAGACUCUGGCGAGUUGUUCUCAUCUCCCACAGUCAUGGCGGUGUCAGGGAGUCACGAAGAUGGAGUAAACACCACCACGGCAACGUCCUGAUCAGUUUCUGUUUACUUUAUGCUGGACAGUAGCUGCUGUCGCCCGAGAUCCCGCAAACAUCCCGCAGGCUGCCGCCGCCGCUGCUGCUGCCGCCGCUGCUGCUGUGCUUGCAACGAUGGCCGACCGCGGUGUUGAUCUGUCGGCUUUGCCUAAAGAGGUUAGGGACCAGCUGGCGGAGCUGGAUCUGGAGCUCUCCGAGGGUGAUAUUACGCAGAAGGGCUAUGAGAAGAAAAGGACUAAGCUCCUGGCUCCUUACAUCAUUCACACUCCAGUGGAACCGCCCCCUCAGAACGACUCCAAGCCUCCUCCUCCUCCUCCCAGUUCCUCCUCCAGCCAUGCUCCUCCACCUUCCAGCUCAUCCCGGUACCGAGAACGUCGCUCACGCAGAACACAUCGAGGCGGAGGAACCAGGGAUGAUCGCUACAGAUCAGAUAUCCAUACUGAGGCAGUACAAGCUGCCCUGGCUAAACAUAAAGAGGAGAAGAUGGCACUGCCCAUGCCCACCAAGCGGCGCUCCACUUACGUCCAGUCUCCCAUUAAUACCCGUACACCACCAGACUCCUCAUCCGGCUCUGAAGAUGAGACGUCUGUGCGCAGACAGUCAUCAGUGGUUGCUCCUCAGUCUUUGGUCAGUCCCAGCCUGCAGAGCCCAGAUUGUUGGAUCAACCACUCUGUGCAGGGCUCAUCCACCUCCUCCUCAGCCUCCUCCACCCUGUCCCAUGGAGAGGCCAAACCACAGCCUCAGAGCCAAGCUCAGCCUCAGCCCCAGUACAAACCACAGUACCAACCUUUGUAUCAGCCUCAAUACCAACACCAGCCUCAGCCUCAGCAACAGCCUCAGCCUCAGCCUCAGCCUCAGCCUCAGCAACAGCCACAGCCACAGUCUCAACAACAGCCCCACACUACAGCUUUGGCAGACAUGUUGGCUCACAGUCGCAUUGCUCCCUCGGAAAACAACGCCCCCCCUCCAGAUGUCACAGCUGUGGCCCCUGCAGCCAGAGGCCCGCGGGUGGACCUGCCCUCCAACGCCGUGGUCCGCGGUAUGACUCGUGUGCAGAGCCGCUCGAGCAUGAUGGAGACUGCAGAUGGGGUCCCUGUCAGCAGCAGAGUGUCCACCAAAAUCCAGCAGCUUCUCAACACGCUGAAGAGGCCGAAGAGGCCGCCGCUCAGCGAGUUCUUCACUGAUGACUCAGAGGAGAUAGUAGAAGUGCCCCAGCCAGACCCGAACACGCCUAAGCCGGAGGGCCGUCAGAUCAUCCCAGUGAAAGGAGAGCCUUUGGGAGUGGUCAGUAACUGGCCCCCAGCCCUGCAGGCAGCAUUGGCCCGCUGGGGGGCCACGCAGGGGAAGAGCCCCGCUCUCACUGCUCUGGACAUCACCGGCAGACCGCUCUAUACACUGACUUAUGGCAAGCUGUGGAGUCGCAGUGUGAAGUUGGCGUACACGCUCCUGAACAAGCUGGGCACCAAGAACGAGCAAAUCCUCAAACCUGGAGACAGAGUGGCGUUGGUUUACCCCAACAGUGACCCUGGGAUGUUCUUGGUGGCCUUCUACGGCUGCCUCCUGGCUGAAGUUAUUCCUGUACCUAUUGAGGUGCCACUGUCUCGUAAGGAUGCAGGUAUCAGCCAGGUGGGCUUUCUGCUCGGUAGCUGUGGUGUUGGUCUGGCUCUGACUAGUGAGAUCUGUUUGAAGGGUCUGCCCAAGACCCCUGCAGGGGAAAUACUACAGUUCAAAGGCUGGCCUCGACUAAAGUGGGUAAUAACGGACUCGAAAUACCUGACGAAACCCUCUAAAGACUGGCAGCCUCACGUCCCCACCGCUAACACUGACCCUGCAUAUAUAGAGUACAAGGCGAGUAAAGAAGGCACCGUGGUGGGUGUGGCCGUGUCUAAAGUAGCCAUGUUGACCCACUGUCAGGCUCUGACCCAGGCCUGCAACUACUGUGAAGGGGAAACAUUAGUGAAUGUCCUGGACUUUAAAAAGGAUAUUGGCCUGUGGCACGGUGUUCUCACGGCUGUAAUGAACAGGAUACACACGAUCAGUGUUCCCUAUGCUGUAAUGAAGGCGUGUCCUCUCUCCUGGGUGCAGAGGGUCCACUUCCACAAAGCUCGUAUAGCUUUGGUGAAGUGUCGUGAUCUCCACUGGGCCAUGAUGGCUCAUCGGGACCAGAGAGACACCAGCCUCGCUUCAUUACGUAUGCUCAUUGUUGCUGAUGGUGCUAACCCCUGGUCGGUGUCUUCCUGUGAUGCCUUCCUAAACGUUUUCCAGUCCCACGGACUGAAGCCUGAGGUCAUCUGUCCCUGUGCUACCUCACCUGAGGCCAUGACUGUAGCUUUACGGAGACCAGGAGUACCAGGUGCACCUCUACCCGCCCGUGCCAUUCUUUCGAUGGGCGGCCUGAGCCAUGGUGUCAUCAGGGUCAACACAGAGGACAAGAACUCCGCUCUGACUGUGCAAGAUGUGGGCCAUGUUAUGCCCGGAGCGCUGAUGUGCAUUGUCAAACCUGAGGGGCCUCCUCAGCUAUGUAGAACAGAUGAGAUAGGAGAGAUCAUAAUCAACUCUCGUGCUGGAGGCACCAUGUACUACGGCCUGCCUGGACUCACGAAAAACACAUUCGAGGUGAUCCCGGUGAACAUUAAUGGAGUUCCCAUCGGAGAGAUUCCAUUUGUGCGCUCAGGUCUGCUGGGAUUUGUUGGCCCAGGCAGUCUGAUCUUUGUGGUGGGUAAGAUCGAAGGCCUGCUGAUGGUCAGUGGACGCAGACACAACGCUGAUGACCUGGUGGCCACUGCUCUGGCUGUGGAGCCUGUCAAGACUGUGUACCGUGGCAGGAUCGCUGUAUUCUCUAUCACUGUGUUCUACGAUGAGAGGGUAGUGAUUGUGGCGGAGCAGAGGCCAGACGCCAGCGAGGAGGACAGCUUCCAGUGGAUGAGCCGAGUGCUUCAGGCCAUCGACAGCAUCCACCAGGUGGGCCUCUACUGUCUGGCUCUGGUACCAGCCAACACUUUGCCCAAAACACCUCUGGGUGGCAUCCACAUCUCUGACACCAAGCAGUACUUUUUAGACGGCAACCUGCAUCCCUGCAACAUCCUCAUGUGUCCACACACAUGUGUCACCAACCUGCCCAAACCCCGUCAGAAGCAGCCGGUUGGUGUAGGUCCUGCUUCUGUCAUGGUGGGCAACCUGGUGGCAGGGAAGAGGAUUGCUCAGGCCGCAGGCAGGGACCUCGGCAUGAUAGAAGACCAGGAUCUUAUCCGGAAGCUCUGUAUGUGGCCUACUGUGAUGCAUCAGUAUUUGACAGAGGCUCUACAGUGGAGGGCACAGACAGACCCAGACCACAUCCUCUUUGUUCUUCUUAAUGCUAAGGGUGUGGCAGUGAGCACGGCGUCCUGCGUCCAGCUUCACAAGCGCGCUGAGAAGAUCGCUGCAGCGCUCACAGAGAAAGGCAGCAUCAACACUGGAGAGAACGUAGUGCUGCUCUAUCCUCCUGGCAUCGAUUUGAUAGCCGCCUUCUAUGGCUGUCUGUACGCUGGAUGUGUUCCCGUAAACGUCAGACCUCCUCACCCUCAGAACCUGGCAGCCACGCUGCCGACUGUCCGCAUGAUUAUUGAUGUCAGUAAAGCUGCGUGUAUCCUCACCACUCAGAACCUCAUGAGGACCCUUCGUUCCAAGGAGGCUGCUGCUUCAGUAAACAUUAAAACGUGGCCAACAAUCAUUGACACAGAUGACCUUCCUCGUCGCCGGCCUCCGCAGAUCUAUAAGCCACCCACAGCAGAGUUGAUAGCUUAUCUGGACUUCAGCGUGUCCACUACAGGAAUGCUUACUGGGGUUAAGAUCUCCCAUGCAGCAGUCAGUGCCAUUUGUCGCUCCAUAAAGCUGCAGUGUGAGCUGUACUCCUCUCGUCAAAUAGCCAUCUGCCUGGAUCCAUAUUGUGGUCUGGGCUUUGUUUUGUGGUGCCUCGCAAGUGUUUACUCAGGUCACCAGUCCAUCCUCGUCCCUCCCUUUGAGUUGGAGAGCUGCUUGUCACUGUGGCUGAGCACGCUCAGUCAGUACCGCAUCAGAGACACCUUCUGCUCCUACUCUGUCAUGGAGCUCUGCACUAAAGGACUGGGCACUCAGACUGAGCUGCUCAAGGCCCGUGGUGUGAAUCUGUCAUGUGUGCGGAGCUGUGUGGUGAUAGCAGAGGAACGUCCUCGUCUGGCCCUCACAUAUUCCUUCUCCAAGCUGUUUAAGGACGUGGGUCUGUCACCCAGAGCUGUCAGCACUGCUUUUGGCUCCAGGGUGAAUCUUGCCAUCUGCCUGCAGGGCACAACUGGUCCCGAUCCCUGUACUGUGUACGUGGACAUGAAGUCCCUGCGCCAUGACAGGGUGAGGCUGGUGGAGAGAGGAGCGCCUCAAAGUCUUCCUCUAAUGGAGGCUGGCAAGAUACUGCCGGGUGUGCGGGUGAUUAUCGUCAAUCCAGAGACCAGAGGCCCGCUUGGCGAUUCUCAUCUGGGAGAGAUCUGGGUGAACAGCCCUCACACUGCCAGUGGCUACUACACCAUCUAUGGCGAGGAGAGCCUUCAGGCUGACCACUUCAACACUAAACUCAGCUUCGGAGAUCCUCAGACCUUGUGGGCCAGAACUGGAUACUUGGGUUUUGUGAAGAGGACCGAGCUGUUAGAUGCCAGCGGGGACCGGCAUGAUGCUCUCUUUGUGGUGGGGUCACUGGAUGAGACCUUGGAGCUACGAGGACUGCGGUACCACCCCAUUGACAUUGAAACCUCAGUGUCCCGUGCUCAUCGCAGUAUUGCGGAAAGCGCUGUGUUUACAUGGACCAACCUGCUGGUGGUGGUGUCAGAGCUGUGUGGCUCAGAGCAGGAUGCACUCGACCUGGUGCCUCUGAUCACCAACGUGGUCCUGGAGGAGCACCACCUCAUCGUGGGCGUGGUGGUCAUUGUGGACCCCGGGGUGAUACCCAUUAAUUCCAGGGGAGAGAAGCAACGCAUGCACCUCCGUGACUCUUUCCUGGCUGACCAGCUGGAUCCCAUCUAUGUUGCCUACAACAUGUGAUGGGGUUCUUGUUUCGCCGUCAACCACCGUCUGGAUGCCUCUGCACCGUCAUCCAAACAUGUGACCACUGGCUUGGCAGAUGAUGAGAAGUAAAAGCAUGAACCACACGUACUGCCACCCUGCCCUGUGUGUGUGACACCAGCAUAUCUUGGCCACUGCAUGUCUGUGAUUGGAUCUGCCAUGUUUGGAGUUGUUCACUGUGUUUUAUAGAUAUAAUUUUGCAAAAUGGGAUUGAAGCAACUUGCAAAAAGAAGUCCCUGUUGCACUUUUUUCAGGGGAAAGAAGCAAAUGACACAUCUGGACACGUAUUAAUGUCCAAGUAAAAAUCCAUCUCAUUCUUUUCUCACGACAAACCACUUUCCCCUUUGUGUCUACACGGAUUCUAAGAGCUACUAAACUGAAAUAGAAAAUUUGAAAUAUUUUUACAUGCAGCUUUCAAACUAACGCACAUGAUGCAUGUGCUAACUAGGCCCGUGUUAUUUUUCACUAAAUGUGGAUGAAUCAGCGAGAGGGCACACGAAAGCAAACCUUGAGUUUUGUGCAUAUUUUAAAAUGCUCAUUCUGUCCCACGAUAACGAAGCCAAAUAGAUGUUUCCUGCUCUUAUACAUUAUAUUUCCUGCCUUAUAAAACUUCAGUCAUACAUUCCUGUGGCUGCUUAUUGCUAUUUGGUUUUGACCAGUGAUGGAAAUCCUGACCGAUAUCCAAAGGGAUCAAAGUAAAAGAGGAGAGAGGCCAUAUUCUGUACUGUAUCUAGAGACCUCCUUGUAUUUUAGAUACUGUAUGUUACUGUACAGAUAUUUUUAAUUGUAUAAAUGUAUAAAGGUUUGGUUCUUCCCUCUUAGUUGGCGAUGAUAACAGUAGUGGAAAGAAGUUUGUAAAUAGGAUCGGACAGUUUUGACAGUACUUUUAAAGAGGAAUAUUACUUGUAUAAUUGAGGUUAGGGUCAAUAACUUUAAAGAAUUGUUAGUCAGGUUAGAUAUAACAUUGCACUUUCUCAAAAAAAAGUGUCUAUUUUAUUAUGAACAGUGAGGCAUUAUAACUAAUGGUUCAGGAGACUACAGUAUAUGAUUCAGAGGGAGAGUUUAUCAGGAGGGCUAAUGCUGUUAAUACCAGGUACCUUUCCUGUUGGCCACUAAAAGCUAAAUCCAAUAUCGUGACUGUUGUCAGUUACCAGGUUAUUUUAUAAAUCACACAAAAACAGUCCCACAAUUAUUCAUCAAAUACUCCUUACCGUUGUAUUGCUUACUCUUCACAUUCCUCUCACUUCUGUUGUGUAUAAGAGAGAAAGUGUUUGAGACUUCGUGGGAACUGUGUUCUGUGUUUGUACUUUGAAUUCCAACAGGAUUGUUGGUACUUGAAGUCUGUAGAGUAGAAGAAAGCGUUCAUGUAUCUGAAUUCUUUUGUAUUCAGUCACUGGAUUUAAAAGCACUUGUAAAUGCAGUUGCAAAGCUGAGCCACGGUAGAAAACGUCGUUGAAUGGCAAAAUAAAAAUGAUGAUAAUGUGGAAAUGAAUUAGGGUAAACAGUUUGCAUCAAGAUGUAUUUGCAAAAUGUAUUUAGUGUCCCGCAAUCUUGUGCUUUCCUUGUACUUCCUUGCCAUAAUGUAAAGGUUCUGUGUUCUGUGAUGAACCCUAAAUGUCACCAUGUAAAUAGUUUUUGUUAUUUUUGGACUUUUGCAGUUGUCCCACUACAUUUGAUCAUACCAACCACAAUAAUAGAAAGAUAUUUAGUUGAUUUCAAAGAAUACAGGAAAAUGAUCCAUUGAAUUACUGCACUUUGCACUGAUGGUACUUACAGUAGCUUUCUACUGUGUGGACUCAAGUUUUGAGUGAUUGAUUUGAACUCUCCCCAUUUAAUGUUUGAUUAAAUAUGUUUUUAGAAAUGCAGCGCUUUACGUUUGGUUUUGCCCCGUUUUGAGUCGAACUAGAAAACACUAACAGCACUUCGUCUUAGCUUUAACCUUGCUUCCUAGGUUUGCAGCAGAAUGUUUGCAUGACUCAGCAAAGCACAAGAAGAAAUCAGCUUGAGGCACAUCUCAUUCCGAUGCACAAGUGGGGGAGAUAGAUUUAUAUAUAGUAUAUCUGUAUAUGUGUGAAACUGUAUAUUCAGGGAAUAAAACUCAUAACACAGGGAUGGACCAGGUGGUCCCUUGGUGCAAUCUGUGAAUAUUACCCAUAAAAUGUAGACCUUUUGUCGAAAAACAAAUUCCCUCUCCUAAUCAUACAUGCGGCUCUUGCAAAACCUAAUGAGCAAAUGGAGGAUUUUUAGUGACAAUCUGUGUCAAUCUGCCGCCUACUUGCUCAGCUGUGAAGUCAUCACGGGCUUCCACUCUCUCUCCUUAUCAGAGUCCGUACACACUAUGCAAUCCCAAAGAUCGUGCAUUUUCAUUUCAAAGCUUGCACACUCUGGUGAAAAAAACAUUUUGUAAUAACAAAGAACAGAGGACUUACAGAAUUGAACCAGUAGUGUACUUUAGACUUUAUUCAUCUCUAUUCAGUUGUUUUAUCAAUAAUUUUACACAUGCACUCCUGGUAUGUUGUAUAUAAUUUAGUAAAUUGGUCUAAACUGCUCCAUUAGGGUGUAACCCAUGAUAAUUGUGUAACACUAGAGGGGUGUCUGAAGUCAUAUAGUGUAGUUACAAACCAAGAUGGUACACACCUUUUCCACCCAUUUGUCUCAUUUAUUUUCUAUUUUGGAUUGUUGUACUUUGUUUUAUACAUAAUGUCAAAGUAAUAUGGAAUAAACAAAACAUUUAAUCAUUUAA